AUGAAGCAGCUCGAGAUUGCCAGAAGUAAAACGACCGACCGUCUGCGGUUCAACAUCUCCUGGUCUUUCUUUUUCUCGCCACCGCUGAGGUCCCGGAGGUUCCUGCGGACCCGGCUGGCCACGAAAAUACGUCUGACGGUGAGCGCGUUAAACAACAAAAUCAGACAGAAUGGAAUCACCGGGGUGAACAACUACACCUUCAGUCAGUCAGUGACCCAGAGUCCGAAUGCGGUGACUGGAAAAGAGUGUGAGUCCGUCACCAUCACCUUCCUUUUCCAUGUUGGUUCCAGUGGCAGCUACGUAUUUAAUGUAGGACGUUUCUUCAAGCAAGCACAACCCGGUGCUAAACGGCAGCGGAUCACGACAGGUGGACGGUUUGUUGUGUCGACCAAUAAAGCGGAAAAGACCUUUACGGUGAAAAUUAUUCGUUUGAGAGUUGAGGACAUGGCCACAUAUUACUGUCAAGCUGAGUACAAGUGGAGAACACACAGUGAUGGGCCUGCGGAUGGGAAGGGGACUACGGUGACUGUCACAGCCGAUUCCAUUUCCGCGGGUUCCCAGAGCCCGCCUCAACAAUCCUCUCUUUCUGGUGACACUGCCACCCUUAACUGCGUAUAUUCCGGAUUCUGCUCGUACACAGUACACUGGUACCGGCAGUUCUCAGGGCAGGCUCUGGAAUUCCUGCUCCAAAGACAUACUUCAGGAAAGCAAGAUGAGGAAGAGGCUGCCGAUGGUCGUAUUUCUGGUUCUCUCGAUCCUGCCCAGAAAAUCAGUCAGUUAACGCUAUCUGAAGUACUGCCGAGCGACGAGGCUGUGUAUUACUGUGGGAUGAGUCCGCGCAUCGCACAGUGA
Molecule: messenger RNA, 852 nt
Organism: Amblyraja radiata (thorny skate)
Lineage: Eukaryota; Metazoa; Chordata; Chondrichthyes; Rajiformes; Rajidae
Exons: 4
Coding region: 1-852 (283 amino acids)
Molecular function (GO): peptide antigen binding
Source: RefSeq, a predicted model, not a curated record